Messenger RNA from Rana temporaria (common frog), 1774 nucleotides. Its product is annotated as proteinase-activated receptor 1-like. Gene Ontology annotation, molecular function: thrombin-activated receptor activity. Bases 70 to 1710 code for a protein of 546 amino acids. Gene Ontology annotation, cellular component: membrane. The transcript is spliced from 10 exons. Gene Ontology annotation, biological process: positive regulation of blood coagulation; thrombin-activated receptor signaling pathway; positive regulation of Rho protein signal transduction. Lineage: Eukaryota; Metazoa; Chordata; Amphibia; Anura; Ranidae. The record is from RefSeq and is a predicted model, not a curated record.
UAUUCCCAAACUGACAAUCGGAGUCCAUCCAUCCACAGACUUUGUGCUCAUCAUUACAUCUCCGUCUAGAUGGCGACCAACAUUCUGUUACUUCUCUUCUUUCUUAGCGUCGUCUGCUUAUUAAGCAUGGACUGCACCAACACACCAGGUCUGAUCUGCAACGGUAUUAGCAAUAAUACCGGUAUCCAAGGAUUUCAGAGCGGUCCUUGUGACUCGGACCUUUCUCACAGAAACCCGAAGCUAUCGGCUGCAACAAAGUUGCAUCUAAAGGAGAUUUGCGUUGCUCUGGGGCAGGAGUCAAGAAAAGAUAAACAUCAUCCAGGUACUGGAGUGACAAGUGGGACCAAGUGUCUUUCCAGGCUAAAGCAAUACUUAAUAAAGUGGAACAAAGGUCUCAUCUGCAGUUGUAAUAGCUAUGUUCAAGGUACCAACGGAUUGGAAAUUGACCUUUCCCAUAAGGGUCUGGAGCUAUUGAUUAAAGAAAAGUCACAUCUAAAGAAGAUUUGCUUGAGGCUGAGUUCAAGGGAAGAUACACAUCAUCUGGAUGAUGGAAGGAAAUGUUUGACUAAGUGUUGUUCCACACUGAAUGAAUACUUAUCCAACUGGACCAAAAAAAACAUUGAAGAUCGUGAUUAUGAUCGUUUUGGUGUUGACUAUGAAUCAGAUGAAUAUUCAGCCUCCUUUGUAGUUAAUUUUCCUAAUUGUUUGUUGUUUUCUUUAGAUCCAAAAACUGAAAAUAACGGUUCAGAAGUUUUAGCUUAUCUCAACAGUCGGUGGUCGACUAUAUUUAUACCUUCCAUCUACACAGUGGUGUUCCUCCUAUCACUGCCUUGCAAUGUAAUAGCGAUCAUCAUAUUCAUGUUCAGAAUUCGUGUGAAGACUCCAUCAGUGGUCUUCAUGUUGAACUUGGCCGUCUCCGAUGUCCUCUUCGUGAUCUUGCUUCCUUUCAACAUUGUUUACCGGAUUUCAGGAAACAAUUGGGUCUUCGGAGAAGGAAUGUGCUGCUUUGUGACUGCCGCGUUUUACUGCAACAUGUACUGCUCCAUCCUGCUCAUGACUGGUAUCAGUGUGGACCGGUUCCUGGCGGUCGUCUACCCCAUACCGUCCCUUUUAUGGCGCACGGUGAAAAGAGCCUGGAUAACCUGUUUUUUUAUCUGGUUGGUUUCCAUCGCCGGCAAUGUGCCGCUUCUCUUAAGAAAGCUAACUUUUCACGUUGACCACCUGAACGUUACAACUUGUUAUGACCUGCUGAACAUGACACACAUUGAAAGUUUUUACUUUUAUUAUUUCACUGCUUAUAUUUCCAUUUUCUUUUUGCUGCCUUUUAUCAUUACGACCUUCUGUUACGUCGUGACCAUCCGCAGUUUAAGCUCGUCCACAGUUGAAAGCAACUUUAAAAAAUCCAGAUCAGUGUUCCUUUGCGUCAUUGUUCUUUUUGAAUAUAUCAUCUGUUUCGGCCCGACCAAUAUUAUCUUUUUAACUUAUUAUCUCAAUUUCGAUAAGCCAUUUGGCAACUUUGUGUAUUUUGUCUACAUGCUAUCUGUUAGUUGCAGCACCAUCAGCUGUUGUCUUGACCCUGUUAUCUAUUACUUUGGAUCUUCAAAGUAUAAGAAGCUUGUGUACAGAUUGGUGUGUUGUGGCAAAUAUAAGGCUGAUCAUAGACAGAAUGGUAGUUACACAAAAUCAACGACAAAGGAGACUUUGUCUUAAAGUGGAGGUUCACCCUAAAACAAUUAUCUAACAUUACAUCCAGCACACUAACAACAUGUACAGU